UGUUGACCCACCUCGUCCUUCAGCUGCCUCCUGCACCGCUCUUCUGCCCCAGUGAGACUCCGGAGUAAAACCGGUCACAGAAAUACUCUAAAAUAUUGUGGGCAGUGAUGGUGAUCGACAUAAUAAUCAGUCCCAGCAGCAUCCUGCAGCCUCGAGGCAGCUUCCCUACAAAGCUGCUGGGGGGCAGGUCUGCUGGGGCAGAUAUUCCUGGGGGAACAUUCAGGCUGGUGGGAUGAGCAGGUCACCUUGGGGGAUUCUCCAGUUUCUUGGGAAGCGAUUUGCCCCUGCAAGCUUUGCCCUCAUGAAGCCUUUAUGGAUGUGGGGGAGGAGCGGGGGAUGCUCAGCACCGGUGGGAGCACAGACCCCGUGGCAGCCUCUGAUGGCAGGACCCAGAUCCUGUUGGAUCAGCUGUGAUGGCAUGGGGGUGCCAGGGCUGAACCCCUGACCCAGCCUGCAGCACACAGCCCCUGCCCCGGGGGGCGGAGGGUUAACCGGGGAGGGUUUGGUUAACCAGCACAGGCGGGAUGCCAAGCACAGAUUAACCAGUUGAAGACGUCACUUUCCAUUACGGGAAAGGCUCCCACAUCGCCCUGAAGCUAUUGGUCCCGGAGAUUAGUUGCUGGAGCGCUGGGCUCCCGGCAAAGGGCAGGGGUCCGUCGGCGCGGCAGCACCCAGGGGCGAUGCGGAGCGCCGGGAGCUGCUCCAAGGGGCAUCGCCUGGGCAGCUGAGGACAACCAUGUGGGAGCGGGUCAGGAGAGCUCUGCUGAACUCGCUGUCCACCACCUUCCGGCACAUCUGGAAGUGGGUACGGGCUUUCUGGCAUAAAAAUGGCCUCUUGACCCUGUCGAUGCUGUCGGUUGCCACCGGGUGCCUGCUGGGGUUCCUGCUGCGGGUGCUGGAGCUGACGGAGCUGGAGAAGCAGUACUUUUCCUUCCCUGGAGAACUCCUCAUGAGGAUGCUGAAGAUGCUGAUCCUGCCCUUGAUCACCUCCAGCCUCAUGUCCGGGCUGGCCAGCAUGGACUCCAAGGCCUGCGGGAAGAUGGGGGUGAUCACCAUCACCUACUACCUUUGGACCACCUUCAUGGCAGUGACCGUUGGGAUCAUCCUCGUGGUCAGCAUCCACCCCGGCGCAGCUGCCCAGAAGGACAACUACUCCGUGGGGAAAGUGGUGCUCAGCUCCGCCGACGCGUUACUGGAUUUGAUCAGGAACAUGUUUCCUUCUAACCUGGUUGAAGCUUCAUUCCAGCAGUACCGAACCGUUCUUGUCCCGGUGGUGAAGUCUCCCGUCUUGCCAAAGAUCCCAGCGAAAUCGCUCAGUUUUAUUUACUUUGCACCCGACGACCAAAACCCUGAAAUUCAUCGGCCUGUGUUCCUCGAGCUGACGCCGUCACCCGAGAUGACCUACAGGACUCUGCCGGGGACCAACAACGAGAUGAACGUCUUGGGAAUCGUCAUCUUCUCAGCAACGAUAGGACUUCUCCUGGGAAAAAUGGGUGAGCGAGGAACCCCGCUGGUUAACGUGUGCCAGUGCCUGAACGAAGCCGUUAUGAAAAUUGUCUCAAUGGCAGUUUGGUACUUCCCCUUUGGCAUCGUAUUUCUCAUCGCUGGCAAGAUCCUGGAGAUGGAAGAUCCAUCGGUUAUUGGGCAGAAGCUGGGAUUAUACACUAUUACAGUAGUGUCAGGGCUCUUCAUCCACGGAGCCGUUCUCUUACCUCUGCUUUUUACCCUCAUCACCAAGAAAAACCCCUUUGCUUUCAUUCAGGGGAUACUGCAAGCCUUGUUGAUCGCCUUAGCUACAUCUUCCAGCUCCGCAACCUUGCCCAUCACCCUGAAGUGUCUCCUGGAAAACAACAGGAUCGACAGGCGCGUGGCACGCUUCGUCCUCCCCGUGGGUGCCACCAUCAACAUGGACGGCACUGCGCUGUACGAGGCGGUUGCUGCCAUCUUUAUCGCCCAGGUCAACGAAUAUGACUUGGAUUUGGGACAAAUUAUAACGAUAAGCAUAACGGCAACAGCAGCAAGCAUAGGGGCGGCCGGCAUCCCCCAGUCCGGACUCGUGACGAUGGUCAUCGUGCUCACUUCUGUGGGGCUGCCGACUGAUGACAUCACCCUCAUCAUCGCAGUGGACUGGGCGCUGGAUCGAUUCCGAACUAUGACCAACGUCCUCGGUGAUGCUCUGGCUGCUGGCAUCAUAGCACACGUCUGCGAGAAAGACUUUGCCCCGAAGACCCCCACGCAGGAUACAGUAAGCAAGACGGACAAGUCUCCUUCGGCAGAGAGCUCCCAUCUGCAUCCCAAAGACAAUGUGAUCGAGAUGAUCGAAGAAAGUUUGUUUGAUCAGACAGGAGCUCAGUACAACAUCUGUCAGGUGUAGGUCACAC
Molecule: messenger RNA, 2381 nt
Organism: Falco peregrinus (peregrine falcon)
Lineage: Eukaryota; Metazoa; Chordata; Aves; Falconiformes; Falconidae
Product: excitatory amino acid transporter 5-like
Exons: 11
Coding region: 737-2374 (545 amino acids)
Biological process (GO): L-glutamate transmembrane transport
Cellular component (GO): plasma membrane
Molecular function (GO): L-glutamate transmembrane transporter activity; neutral L-amino acid transmembrane transporter activity; glutamate:sodium symporter activity
Source: RefSeq, a predicted model, not a curated record